Messenger RNA from Saccostrea cuccullata (small rock oyster), 1393 nucleotides. Its product is annotated as tetratricopeptide repeat protein 27-like. Lineage: Eukaryota; Metazoa; Mollusca; Bivalvia; Ostreida; Ostreidae. The record is from RefSeq and is a predicted model, not a curated record. Bases 71 to 1393 code for a protein of 440 amino acids. The transcript has 12 exons.
CCGUGAUUCAAGAUGGCUGCUUCCUUUUGACUCAACACGUGAAAUUUGUAAACAUUGUCAAAAUAUUAAUAUGGAAAGGGGUCUAAAACGAAUAAGAGAACUCGAAACAUUAAUUUUGAGUUUUGUACCCAGGAGAGAAUUGACUGUGCCUGAAUCAAAUCAAGUUUUGAAAUGUGUACUGGGUGGCGAUUAUGCUAAAGUUUUCCAGUAUCCCAUUGUUAAAGAUUUACUUCAGAGAAAAGGAACUUCUGUUCCCCUUCUUAAAAACUUAGUAGCAGAAAAUGUCAAGAGGAUUAUAACCCAGACAGACACACAGACAACAGCAGAAUGUGAGUUGGAGAUUCUAUGUGUAGCUAUUGCCUGUCUACAGAUUUUUGUUUGUCAGAACUGGUUAGGACCUCUGGCUUGUUUUACUGAUGAACUCAUCAACAUAAUUUCUGAUUCCAAUAAUGUGGAUCAGUGUCGUAAAGAGAUAUGUCAGGAGAUGAUGUGUGAUGGGGAGGAGGUGUACAGCUUAUGUCGGGGGAUAGAGUUCCUAUUUAUAGCUCAGUGUGUCCUGGCUGGGUGUCAGACUCACACACAGAGUUUACAGACAGUUGAGUGGUGGACUUUGAGGAGUGUGUACAUCUACCAACAGAUUCUGGAGGAUAAAUGUGCCUCCCUGAGAGAGCAGGUGCACGCUUUAAUUGACACAGUCUCAAAGAAAGAGCCCCUGAUGACAGAUGAUGGAAACAGGGACCUACUGACACAGUUCCAUAUCGAGGCUGGUUACAUUGGACAUACGUUCUUUGAUUAUAAGCUGGCUCAUGAGCACCUUCUUGCUGCCAAGAAAUGUACAGGGCUUCAGAUAAACUUAACAGGUGCCAUGGGGAAGAGAACCAGAUUCCAAGUAGAAGACAAAGCCCAGCUUGUUCUUGAAGUCAAAAGGGGCGAGGGGGGAACCAAGCAAGAAGAUACAGUCAAAACAAGGCUUCCAAAGAUUUUGAAUUUAGAUGAUGACACGGUAUUAGACGCCAUUAAUUUGACAGAACCAGGGACAGAGUUUGCUGUCGACAUGUCACCUGUGGAACAAGCUGUUGUCAUAGCAACUAUGGAGGAUCACUUGAGGACACACGCGAGUCAAGAGAGACUGACUGAGGAGGAAUCUGCUGCUCAUAUAGAGUGUGUUUUGUCUCAGGCGAAAUGCUGGAGUGUUACUUUGGCCUGUCUCUAUCGACGGUCUUGUUGUCUGGAGAAAGGAAGUCGUCGACGAGUGGAGAGGUCUAUGAUGCAGAUAGAGGAGUUGGUGAAUCAGAUGAAAACUAAUGACCCCCCGCCAUUAGACAGGCUCUUCUUGUUCUUCUCUGUGAAGCUUCCUCCAUUUUGGAAACUAGAGGUAAAACUGUACCAUUAA